AAUUCUUAUACAGAUCGUUUCGAACCUGGUGAAGCUAAUGAAGAGUUUGAUGUUGAUUACUCCAAGGAAUUUACUGCUGAGAAGAAGAAACGGAAAGGGGUUAAAAGAGCUGCGGAACAGGAGACUGGAGAGGAUGAUGAAAUAGACUUGGUACAAGAUGAAGAAGAGGAAGAGGAUGAUAUAGACGAAGAGGAGAAUGAGGAAGAUGAAGAAGAAGAAAUUAGCGAGGAUGACGAAGAUGUAGAAAUGGAGUCAGAAUCCGAUGAAGAAGGGAAAGCUCCUAUUUAUAAUCGUGCCAACAAUGAUUUUGGCGAUAGCGACUUGAGCGACGAUGAAAGGGGUGGAAAUGAUGCAGAUGCAGCUGGCGAAAAGUUUGCAUCUCUUCUUGAAGAUUUUGAAGAGGAAGAUGAGAAUACUAAAACAAACAAGAAGGGAAAACGAAAAUGGAGGAAAUCGAAGGCAUUAAAAAACAAGAGAAAGUGA
This is a messenger RNA of Strongylus vulgaris, 483 nucleotides long. The record is from the annotation of a GenBank genome assembly. NCBI's taxonomy places the organism in Eukaryota, Metazoa, Nematoda, Chromadorea, Rhabditida, Strongylidae.